This is a messenger RNA of Lates calcarifer (barramundi perch), 2853 nucleotides long. It is a transcript of the gene fyb1b, whose product is annotated as FYN binding protein b. The coding region runs from base 222 to 2570 and encodes 782 amino acids. Gene Ontology annotation, molecular function: protein binding. The record is from RefSeq and is a predicted model, not a curated record. Gene Ontology annotation, cellular component: plasma membrane. Gene Ontology annotation, biological process: integrin-mediated signaling pathway; protein localization to plasma membrane; T cell receptor signaling pathway. NCBI's taxonomy places the organism in Eukaryota, Metazoa, Chordata, Actinopteri, Centropomidae. The transcript is spliced from 19 exons.
AUUUCAGCGACAGAACUGGAGUAUACAUCCUCCCACAUACAAACACAGACUCACACACUCAAUGUUUUGUCACACUCUUCGUCAUUCACUGCGUCUAAGUAUCACUCUCUCUCAGCGACAGAGGCAGAAACUCACACAGAGACACUGAACAAACACUCUCUACCAGUUUAUCCACUAACCAUUUGGACAUAGCAGAGACCUCUGGGAUUGUUGUCCUCAAUAUGGAAAACAAGUCAGAUGUAAAGGCCAUCAUGGCCCGCUUCCAAUCGACUGGGUGGAGCACUGAUGAGACGUCCUCUACACCAACUGGACGUCCCAAACAACCCCUGCAUCCCACCCUCUCCUCCGGCCCAGCCAUACCAACAAAGAAACCUGUCUUGGAGAGCCUCUCGGGCAGUGCAAUAAAUGUUCCUCCUAAACCACCUUUCCUGAAAAAUACAGUAUCCACUAAAAGUGACACAGAGGCACAUGAGCCAAGCAAAACUAAAGCCCUGGCUAGCAGGUUUGGCAACACACAAGAUGACACCACCAGCAAACCCGCAAUUGGUAAUAAACAGCAGAUACCCUUGAAGCCACCUCUUUCACAGCCUCCUGAGUCUAAAGGCCCUGGACAGAGACCACCUUUCAACAAGCCCCCCCUUAGCUCCACCCUGUCCGAUUCCAAACCUGCCUUUCUCAAACCGUCCCCAGCAGUUGGCUCUAAGCCGAGUUGGGUAAAAGAAGACAGCGGUGGGGGUGUCACAUCAACUACCAGCUCCACACCCAAAAUACCUCCUUUACAACAAAAACCAAGCAGCAGCAUUAUAAAAUUACGGCAGCAAAAUGAAGAACAGACAGCAGCUAGCACGGACACCGUGAACAAACCCUCACCUCUGACAAAUACCACCGUUAAGUCAGCCUCCUCUAAUUUUAGGACUGCUCAGAAUAUGUUCAACAAGGACAAGAACGAGCAGCCAGAUAGCGGUGGAGCCACCAAACCACCUCUUACUGCUACUAACUCAGUCACUCCUCCCAAACCUCCAGCCAAUAAAAAACCUAGCUUGAAGAAGCCGUCCAAACCCUCUCCUAAGCCCAACAGCGUUAACGGUGAUGCCACUUCAGGCCCCAAGCGUAACCCCCUUCCCAACAGUUUGGCUUUGGGUCCUGCGCCUGCUAAACCUAACCGACCACCCAAAGUCAACCUGGAGAACUUUAAAAGAGCAGCUGAGGCCUCUGAUGAUGGUCCCAGCACAUUUAAGAAACCCAUCAUCCCUACUCCUCAGUCCUCUCACACCAGUAACCACAGCAACCAUGUAACCCCUCCUCCACCCCCUCAGUCUGCAGUCCCCAGUCUGCCCCCACGACACCCUGGAUCCAUGGUCCAGCAAGAGGACUUCUAUGAUGAUGUUGAUGAACUGACCAGCUCUCCUCCACCUCCACCACCCACAGGUCACCCGAGUCAGAAGGCAAAGGAGGAAAUCGAUGAUGAUGAUGGAGAGAUGUAUGAGGAUCUUGAUGAACGAUGGGAAGCGGCUGAACAAAAACAAGAAAAGAAGAGAGAGAAAGAUGAGAAGGAGGAGAAAAAACGACUGGAGGCUGAGAAGAAGGAGCAGAAAGAACGUGAGAAGAAGGAACAAGAUGCCAGAAAGAAAUUCAAAUUGGUUGGCCCCCUAGAGGUCAUCCACCAGGGGAAGGCUUGUGUGGACUGCAAAAGCAGUAAAACUGACCUUGGUCUGAAGCAGGGAGAUCCUUUGGACAUCAUCCGUGUGCAGGGCAACCCGGAGGGCAAAUGGUUGGGACGGACGCAGGAUGGAUCCAUUGGUUAUGUAAAGACCACUUCAGUGGAAAUUGACUUUAACACCCUAAAGAAUCGUCAGCCUCAGCAGGCAUACGAGCCUGAGGUCUACGAUGACAUUGAUGUCGUCUCUUCAGAUAACAGUGGGAUUAAAGGACCAGGAGUUGUCCUACCUCCACUACCAGGAGAGGGAGGAGAAAUAUAUGAUGAUGUUGUUGAUCCAAACCUGGAAGUCAGUCCCCUGGACACCAGGUCUUCUCUUUCGAAGCCACUUAACUUCCUGCGGAUGUUUGACCGGAACAGACGUCCUGCCAGCUCUAAAGUAGUGCCUCCACCCAGUCAGUUUACUGCAGAGGGGAAUUCAGAUCAGUCAGGAGGAGCAAUUGAUGAGGAGAUAUACGAUGAUGUUGACUCUCAAAAUGUGUCUUUACCGCCUCCCAGCAGCUUUUCAAUCCUAAAAGGCAAAAGCAAGACUGAGGAGAUGGAUCCAAAGAAACAGAAAAAGUUUGAGAAAGAGGAGAAGGACUUCAGGAAAAAGUUUAAAUAUGAUGGCGAGAUUCAGGUGCUAUACCAGGUGACCAUCGUCCACACACUUACUAAUAAGAAGUGGAGUGGGAAAGAGCUGCCAAUCAAAGCAGGGGAGAUGCUUGACGUCAUUGUCAAAGACACGGACAACAAACUGAUCUGUCGGAAUGAGGAGGGCAAGUUUGGUUAUGUGUCAACCAGCCACAUUGUUAUGGAUGAUGCUGAUAUCUACGAUGACAUUGGAGAUGAUUGCAUCUAUGACAACGAUUGAGAAACAUCCUACACUGAGUUUACUGUUUUACACUGAUAUUGUUCAUGUUAUUUAUUAUGUUUAUCACUGGGAGUUGCUUUGAGUUGAUAAUCAGACUGAAUUGUCAUUUCAUUUUCACUUCAUUAUUUAUUAAUUAAUAUUUGAAUUACUGAAAAUAAAUUGGCCAUGUGGGCAGCAAUUCAGAGACCAAAAAAACACAACUUUUCUAUGUGGUUGUGGUACUUGCAACAUCUCAGAAAAUUGGGAACUUGUUGAAUUUGUUGGAUUAACAGUAUUUGCAUUA